This is a messenger RNA of Ixodes scapularis (black-legged tick), 897 nucleotides long. RefSeq names its product alpha-tocopherol transfer protein-like. Gene Ontology annotation, molecular function: phosphatidylinositol bisphosphate binding. The record is from RefSeq and is a predicted model, not a curated record. The transcript has 5 exons. The coding region runs from base 28 to 897 and encodes 289 amino acids. Gene Ontology annotation, cellular component: membrane. NCBI's taxonomy places the organism in Eukaryota, Metazoa, Arthropoda, Arachnida, Ixodida, Ixodidae.
CAAACAGGAAGCGAGCCCAGUUUGAACAUGGACAGGCUUUCUCCCGAUCUGAAGCUUCUGGCCCGGCGAGAGCUUGGUGAAACACCGCAAGUGAGCAGGGAGGCUGUAAUACAACUGCGGACACUUAUAACCGAAGAGCCGUCGCUGCAAUGUCCCCUGGACGAAGAGUUCCUGGUGAAGUUCCUGCGUGGCCGCAAGUACCGAGUGGUGGACACCUUGGAGGUCAUCCGGAAGUACUUCCAAGUCCGGUUGGAGUACACCGACAUCUUUGAUAAUCUUCUGCCAUCCCGCAUCAUGUUCGAUACCAUAUACCGCCGGCACAGAGUGGUGGCCGUUCUCAAGGAACCGGAUUCACUGGGGAGGCUAAUAGUCGUUGCUAGGCUGGGCGUCUGGAACCCGAGCCUGUGCUCCAUGACCGAGUUAUUCAGAGCGAUCGUCCUUGUGGCCGAAUACAGUCUGCUGGACCCGAAAACUCAAAUCACCGGCAUCGUGGCAGUGGUGGAUCUGGAGGGACUCCAUUUUACGCACAUGCUCCACUACACCGUCUCGGAAAUAAAGAAGGCCAUUAAGCUAACCCAGGAGUGCUACCCAGUGCGAAUCAGGGGUAUCUACAUCAUAAACAAUCCUCCAGUCUUCGAGCUUUUUCAGCCUGCCCUCAAGCUGUUUAUGAAGCCUAAGCUUUUUGAAAAGAUUCACUUCAUCGGACGUGACUACGACCAGCUUUAUCAACUCGUUCCCCGUGAACGACUGCCCGAGGAAUACGGAGGAACAAUGGCCAAAUUCGACUAUGACGAAUUCGAGAAGACCUUAAGCAGCGCGGAAAACUUCUUUCUGGAGCUUGGACAAUACGGCUACUGCAAGGAUAAAGCAUCGAAACACUCGUCUGGGCCCGAAUGA